AUGGAAUUGUUAUCUGCUUUGGUGGGGAGUGUCACUGGUUACUUGAUGCUGCCAGUGGAGCGAGGGAUUGGGUAUUUAUUUAACUACAACACUAACAUCACAUCUAUGGGAAAUGAAUCUGAGAAGCUGAAGAACAGAAAAAGUGACGUGCAGCGAAGAGCAGAAGAUGCCCAGAGAAACUUACUACUCAUUUCACUCACUGGCAAGGCUUGGCUAGAAAGUGUUGAUUCCACUAUUGCACAAGUGGAUGAAAUAAUGGGAGGUAGAGCUGAGGUUGAAAGGGGUUGCUUAUAUGGUUGCUGUCCAAACUUGAAGUCACGUUACUCCCUCAGCAAGAGAGCCAAGAAAAUUACAGAGAAGUUGACUAAACUUCAAACUGAAAGCGAUGUAAUCUCCUUUGAUCGUCCAGUUCAAAGUGAGGCUAUAUAUAGUAACAAUGGUGAGGAGUUGGACUCCAGAAAAUCGCAAGAGGAAGAGGUCAUCGCAGCUUUGAGAGAUGAUGGGGUCACUAUGAUUGGGAUAUGUGGUCUGGGUGGUGUUGGUAAAACAACACUCGCUGAGAAAAUCAGACUAAAGGAGAAACAACAAGGGUUCUUCAAAGAUGUUGUCAUGGUAACUGUCAGUCAACAACCAGACUGGAAAAAACUUCAGGGUGAUAUCGCAGAAGAACUCAAGCUGAAAUUUGAAGGGGAUAAUUUGUGGAGUCGUGGAGAUCGGCUGCGUACAAGGUUAAUGGAUCAGAACAGCCGCAACCUUAUAAUCUUGGAUGAUGUUUGGGAGUCUCGUCAUGAUCUAGACAAACUUGGAAUUCCCAGCGGUAGCAACCACAACCAUCGGUGCAAAGUGAUAUUGACGACGCGUUUCCGAAAUGUUUGUGAAGGAAUGGAAGCUAAGAAGAUCAUAGAAGUUGGAACGUUAUCUGAAGAGGAAGCAUGGAGCCUUUUCAAAGAGAAAGUCGGUGAUUCAGUUGACGACCCUUCUAUUCGUGGUACAGCAAAAAAGGUUGUCGAAGAAAUCAAGGGGUUGCCACUUGCAAUUAUUACAGUUGCAGCAGCACUAAAGGGUAAAGACAAGCAUUCAUGGGAUUAUGCCCUUAAACAAUUACGUCGUGCAGAAACAAGAAAUAUCCCUGGAGUGCACGAAAAAGUGUAUAAAUCUCUGAGGCUAAGCUAUGAUCACUUGGGAGAAAAUGAAGCAAAGUACCUCUUUUUGCUUUGUUCUUUGUUCGAGGAAGAUAGUGAUAUUUGGAUUGAAGAAUUGCUUAAAUAUGGAAUGGGGCUUCGCAUCUUUUCGGGAAUCGAAAAUUUAGAAGAUGCAAGAAAUAAGGUGUGUUUUCUGUUAAAAAUAUUGAAAGAUUGUUUCUUGUUAUCCCAAGGUUCAGAUGGAAAUCAUGUGAAAAUGCAUGAUGUGGUCCGUGAUGUGGCUAUAAGUAUUGCAUCUGAAGGAGAGCAUAACUUUAUGGUAAGUCACGAUGUUAACUCGGAAGAGUUUCCGAGAAGAACUUCUUAUGAGCAUUUCAGUCACAUGUCAAUUGUUGCAAAUAAAUUUGAUGAGCAUCCUAGACCAAUAAUUUGCACAAAACUGAAGCUUUUAAUGUUGAAACUCUGUUUUGAAGAUCCAUUCAAACUACAGGACGAUUUUUUUGAUGACAUGAGUAACCUCAAUGUCUUGAGCUUGAGGGGACACAGAUUUAAGAAGUCCAUUCUGCGUUUUCCAGCAUCCAUUAGGAGGUUGUCAAGUCUGAGGACGCUGUGUCUGAGUAAUUUAAGGUUGGAUGGCAUAUCCUUUAUUGGGGAACUUGUCGAAUUAGAAAUUCUCAGCAUAAGAGAUUGUGAGUUAGAUGAGCUGCCAGAGGAGAUAGGAAAAUUGACCAAGCUAAUUAGGUUAGAGUUUUGGAAUAAGUAUAGAGCACUUAAAAGGAUUUCAGCAAGGGUGUUAUCAAAACUAGCUCAAUUGGAGGAACUACAUAUUGUGGGAGUAGAAGAUUUGAGGGAUGUGAUGUACAGUAACCUUUGCCUUCCCUCCAAGUUGACACGGUACACUCUUAAAGUGGAUAGAACUUACGAUGAUGAUUACGACAAGAGUAUUAGUUUAAAGGUCACGGAGAAUGCCCCAUUGGGCGAUUGGAUCUGCCACCUGUUGAAGGAGAGUGAAUUUGUAGAGUCAACCGGAAAAGGCUCUAAUAAUGUGUUGACUGAGUUGCGGCAGAAUGAAUUUCAGAACGUGAAAUGUCUCCGCCUCUCUGAAUGUCAUUUAGUGACACAUUUAUUGAAGACAACACAUGAAGUAAUCAAGUUCCCCAAUUUAUAUGAGUUGGAGCUUCGCUCUCUGCGUUGCCUGACUCACAUUUGCAGUGACAAUGUUGAGUGCAUUGAGUUCCCUCUGUUACAAACAAUGUUCUUCAAUGAAUUACCUGAGUUCCAGAAUUUCAGGCCUACAGCCAACAACUCAAAUCCUCUUUUUGAUGAAAAGGUUUGCUUCUUAUCAUCAAAAUGUUACUUUUUACAUACAGCUAACAACAUAAGUGCUCUAUGCUCUCACCAACUUCCAACUGACUACUUCACCAAACUUCAAACAUUGAGAGUAUCAUAUUGUGGAAAAUUGAGAAAUUUGAUGUCUCCAUCAGUGGCCAGAGGUCUUCUGAAUCUCCAAGUGUUAUUCAUAGAAGGUUGUGAAUCAAUGGAAGAAGUGAUCACAAAAGGAGAAGGAAUCAUGACCUUAUUUCCCCGAUUGCAAGAGUUGACGCUUCGGGACUUGCCUAAGCUGGGGCAUUUCUAUCUAACAGAGCACGCUCUUGAAUUUCCAUUACUUAGAACUGUGUCUAUUCGUUUCUGCUCUGGAAUGAAGACGUUUGUUCAAUUGGGAAUAUCUGUGAGUACACCGAUUCUCAAAUGUGAUGGUGAGGUGAAAGUAGAUGAUCUAAAUAAAUGGAUACAAGAGAGGUCAAAUCCUCUUUUUGAUGAAAAGGUUUCUUGUCCCAACCUAGAAGAGAUAUCUAUCAAUACAGCUAACAACAUAAGUGCUCUAUGCUCUCACCAACUUCCAACUGACUACUUCACCAAACUUCAAACAUUGAGAGUAUCAUAUUGUGGAGAAUUGAGAAACUUGAUGUCUCCAUCAGUGGCCACAGGUCUUCUGAAUCUCCAAGUGUUAUUCAUAGAAGGUUGUGAAUCAAUGGAAGAAGUGAUCACAAAAGGAGAAGGAAUCAUGACCUUAUUUCCCCGAUUGGAAAAGCUGUGGCUUGAAGGACUGCCUAAGCUGGGGCAUUUCUUUAUGACAGAGCACGCUCUUGAAUUUUCAUUUCUCAAGGACGUGAUUAUUGAUGACUACCCUGAAAUGAAGACGUUUGUCCAACAGGGAAUAUCUGUGAGUACACCGAUUCUCAAAUGUGAUGAUGAGGUGAUAGUAGAUGAUCUAAAUAAAUCGCUACAACAGAGGUCAAAUCCUUUUUUUGAUGAAAAGGAACAAGAAGCUAGUCAUGGCGACGGAGCUGAAUCUAGAGGAGGUUCCAGUGGAGAAAGGAAAAUUGAUCCAAUCUAA
This is a messenger RNA of Solanum stenotomum, 3540 nucleotides long. Its product is annotated as probable disease resistance protein At4g27220. The record is from RefSeq and is a predicted model, not a curated record. Gene Ontology annotation, molecular function: ADP binding. Bases 1 to 3540 code for a protein of 1179 amino acids. The transcript is spliced from 4 exons. NCBI's taxonomy places the organism in Eukaryota, Viridiplantae, Streptophyta, Magnoliopsida, Solanales, Solanaceae.